Molecule: messenger RNA, 474 nt
Organism: Cinara cedri
Lineage: Eukaryota; Metazoa; Arthropoda; Insecta; Hemiptera; Aphididae
Source: the annotation of a GenBank genome assembly
UCUGAUUGGGACGCAUUCGCUAAAGAAUUAGACCACAUAGUGCAAUAUAUUCGUCCAGUUUUCGUCAACUAUGAGCACUUCGUUAAGAUUAUUAAGUCAGUAGCAACGAAACAUAUUCCCCGGGGUUUUAGAAAAUCGAAUAUCCCAACUUGGGACAAAGAGUGUAUUGACCUAUUUGAAGAAUUCCAGAUAUCAAGUGAGCAAAGUAUUGCAGACGAGCUAAUAAGAACUUUGAACAUAAAUAGACGCAAGAAGUUGCAAACAACUACUGCUAGCCUAAACUUCACACACUCUAGUAGGACAGCAUGGAACUUAGUAAAGAGGCUAGUUGCGGAGACCUCGAAGACAAACCUAACUGACAAAGUAAGUUCUAACGAUGUUGCAACUAGAUUAAUGAGAGUGGUCAAGAUCAUAAUGGACAAAGAACAAAAAACAGACAUUAAGAAACGCUUACGGUCAAAAAAGAAGGAGAUG